UAUUGGUGGAACGAAAACGUCGAACAAUCCCAGACAGGCUGGAGUAGAAUAUACUUCAGAUCUUAUUCGACUCGUUUGUGAUUGACAGCCAGACCGAUGACACUUACUGAUCGCGGAGGCUGGACAAACCCGGUCCUGCAGCGGCUGGAGUAGUGUUGAGUGGAAUAGGCACACCGAUGAAUACAAAGCAGAGAAAGAGAGAGAUGCGAUAGAAGAAAAGUGAGCAUUUCGGUGUCAUCUUCGGCAUAGACCCCGUGUAUGCCACCUUUGCCCGUGUUUCUCUGGAUGGAUAGUGGACCCGCCUCACCUUCUUCCUCCAUGUUGGCGGGCCGUUCCACAUUGUGGCGUCUGUCUGAGAGGAGGAGCAGAAAGGCCGGCUCAGCGAACAUUUUCAGCAAUGUGAAUCUGUGGCAGCUUCAGAGGCUCUUCAGGGCAGCAGGGGACCAGGAUGCGGAGCAGAGGGCCCAGUUAAUUUGGGGCCACGGAGAUGAGGCUGAACUUGCUAAGGCCUUAAUAGGACUGAGGGCCCGAAGCCACCGCAAAGGGCUGAGGACUAAUGGAAGGGAUGCGUUGGGCACACACUGGCUGCGAGCCUUCAGCCACCUCAGGAUUGGGGAGAGCUCACCAAGCAGCCAGGGGAAGGAUCCCAGCGAGGAGAGUGAUUCUGAGGCAGGAGCACAGAGCAGUCCAGAGCCCCGAAGACACACCUCAGUAGGAACAGGAAGAGUAGCAGGGUCCUCAGUGGUACUAAAUGAGAGCCAGGACCCUGCAAUGACACCUGAGAAACCAGUCAGAUCCAACUCAGUACUGAGAAGAGGAGGGGAGAACAAACCAGAGCGAUACCUCCACCGAAUACUCCACUGACUUCACAGUCAAAACUGGAACGAGGUUGAAAUAUAACACAGGCACAGAUAAGGCAGUGGCAGUUUUAAGUGGAACUAAUAAUGGAAAAGUUUCUCAUAAUACCAAAGUGUCUUAUUAGCAGGAUCUGCCCUGUGGCACACCUGCACUACACGUCCACUUGAACAUUUCAGCAAAAUCCAUUGACUGGUUGAAGGUAUCUCACACCUUUUUACAGUGAAUGGCUCUCCAUAACUGCCUUGUGUUUUCUUAAAUUCAUCCUACCAGCGACACUAACCAGGCACACUGACAAUUUAUUAUUGCUGAUAUGAGUUUAAGUGGUUUCCAUUUUGAAAUCAGUAUCCGGACAACCCAUUAUACUAUAACUAUACUAUAACUUUAUUGCAAAGUCACACUUUCAGUACCACCAGAAGGCAUAUGUAUUUCCAUAUUAUAUACUUUAUGUAUGCACACAUGUUUAUAUGUUUGUAAUUUAACUUGAAAAGAUGUUAAUGUUCAAAUUUUGUAUUAACACUAACCAAUGCUGAAAAAGGAAAAUAUCACAUAAAUAAGUUCAGGUGCAUUUUAUCCCCAUGUUCCUGAGUGUGGUACAUUACACUACAUUAUGAAUAUUAUGAAAAGUAGGAAUAACACUGGACUCAGGUCAUUGUACAGAGUGAAUGAGUCAAAUGUUAUAUUGAUUGAACUGCUGCACCAGCUUAUCUUGUCCUUGGUUUGUGCUUCAGUAAGCAGAGAUAAGUAGAGAAUGCAUAAGAUGUUUAUUAAGUCUGACAACACAGAAAUUAGGUAAAUAGAAAGAGGAAGGAUGCUUGAGUGUCUAGAUGGUGGAAUAAAAGAGAUUUAGAGAUGCAGGUUGGACAAUCAUAGGCUUAAAAGAGUGAAUGAAGGAUAUACAUUAAAAAGUAGCCACAGCAGACUGAUUAGCUCACAUAUAGCGCCACCAGAAACAAAUCAAGAGGCAAAUUCUGAAGGGAGUGGUUAAGCAGAUCAAAGCAUAAAUAAUAGAAUAAAGAUGAUGGAUUCCCAGUGUAUUGGAUAGAAUUUUCACCAAAGCUUCAUUUGUUUAAAGUGUCAGGAAGUCAAAAAUAAUACAUUUUGAGUGCAAUGCUCACUGGGCAGGGAAAGGCAAACUUGAAAAAGCAUUGCUCAAGCUCACAGUGUGAAAUCCCGCUGUGCCGAUGAAUGUAAAACCUCGUCAGAUGGCUGGAAACUGAAGUUGUCAUUUCUGAUUUUUAGUAAUAAAGUGAGUCUUUGUAUUUUC
Oreochromis aureus is the source of this 2122-nucleotide messenger RNA. RefSeq names its product arginine vasopressin-induced protein 1-like. The coding region runs from base 259 to 864 and encodes 201 amino acids. The record is from RefSeq and is a predicted model, not a curated record. The transcript is spliced from 3 exons. Lineage: Eukaryota; Metazoa; Chordata; Actinopteri; Cichliformes; Cichlidae.